GGUAAUUCAUCAUGGACGAUUCUUCAGAAGAAGCGAAUCAGUUUGAGCCACCGCCAGCUAUCCGAAAGUCCACCAGAGCAGUCAACAAUCUGUCGCCUCAUCAAAAAGAAGUCAGAUGUCAAUGCGGGACAAAUAACACGGAUAAUCGGCUCAUAAAGUGUGUAGAGUGCGAAAAGUGGCAGCACGCUAUCUGUAUGAGUGUCAUGCCGUUGGAUAUCAUAAUGACCUACAAAUGCGAGAUGUGUGAGCCAAGAUUGCUGAUGGUCUCCAGAUCCCAGGCGAGAGCAUACCAAGGAGUUGAGCCCGAGCCCAGGGAAGUCCGGAAGAAAGGAAGAAACCAAUCGGUGAAUUUGGAGGAGUUCCUCGAGUUCUUGUCGGAAGCAUCCGAAAAUAUCAGUCGUCCACUUGCGCUGACUACACUGUUCGAAGACUACAAAGAACACAUCAAUUAUCCGCAAUCAGUGAGAAUUCUCCGCAAGCAGCUCGAAUCAAAUCUCUUGGAGACAAUCUCAAUGUCACCCAAUUACUAUGCCGAUCGAAAAGCGCAAAUGCUCUUCGCGAUGGGGUUACGCGUCAAGGGCGAGUUCUUGGAAAGGCUGGAGAGGAAUGCAGUGGUGGAAGUGGACGGUUACCAUCGAAUCACUUUCUAUAAGUCGAAGAAUUUGGAGUUCAGAGGAAAACAUCGCGUCGGCAGAUUUCCACUUGUAAAUCGUCGAAAAUCUGCAGAAAGUACUUCACAACAGCACGGAAAUUCGGGUGAAGAAGACGAUGAUGACAUUUUCAUAGAUCUAGUUGUUCCAGUUACAGGCAAUUCAAGAUGGAAUCAGUUUCCUGUGAAGCAGGAGAUUCCCGAUGAGCAGAGUUUUGGUUCAGCAAGUACUUUGCCGAACGCCGAGAUUGAGCCAAAUCUUCAAUACUCAUUGAGCGAUACCAUGACGACUGGUUCCGCGAGCACUUGGAACAUGGCAGCCACUCCACCAAGCGAAAUGCGAGGAAUCAUGAUGGAAUCGAUGAAUGGUUUGCACGCUCUACAAUCUGCGAGUUAUCCGCCUUACCAAGAAAUGCAGGAAAUGCUAUGCGUGCAGCACACCAUGAUGAAAUCGAUGCAUGAAAUAAUCAAAACGCAAUCCGACUUUUACAGAGAGAUGUUUAAGACGAGAGCGAUCGCCGGCGCACCACCUGCCCCAGCAACCACCAGUCUCCGCGCCUUUCUGCAUUUUCUCAAAGGCUAUGUCGACUACCUGGAAUCCGAGCAGCUGGUUGACUGCAGCCGCCUGACUCAACAGCACUUGGAGACUUGCCGAGCGGCUGACAAGCUGAUUUCAAUGGAAAAACUGCUAACGGGGCUUGCCGUCGCAACAACCAUCGCUGAAGCACAUCUAUCGGAUGUUUCAGCCAUCAUCAACGGGGCUUCUGCCAUGGAAUUUUACAAAUUCAUCGAGAUUUACGCAAGUAAUCAGAGCAAUUCGGCAUUUUCGGGCCUUUGCACCGAUCUGAAGCAAAAGAUUCAGGCUCUUGUAAAUAUGGAUAAGAAAAUUCCAUUCAAAGAGUUGAGCCGUGCCUUCCGAACUGCAAUCUCCCUGGUUUCUCAAUGAGAAAAUAUUUGUUUUUAAUUGUUUCUUUUUAAUUAUCCACAUGUUCUAUUGAUUCCCCCGUGUUUAUUUUAAUUAUCUGCACUUUUAAUUUUAUCUCUAAGUAUUAUUUUUUGUCGAUAAAUACCGUUGAUGUUU
Messenger RNA from Caenorhabditis elegans, 1730 nucleotides. RefSeq names its product SPK domain-containing protein (gene C16A11.4). Bases 12 to 1595 code for a protein of 527 amino acids. The transcript is spliced from 4 exons. The record is from RefSeq and is marked reviewed. NCBI's taxonomy places the organism in Eukaryota, Metazoa, Nematoda, Chromadorea, Rhabditida, Rhabditidae.